AUGAAGACUGUGUCAUGCCCCAUCUUUGACGGUCACGAGUAUCCCAAGUGGAAGGCCAUGAUGAAGAACCGCCUCAUGGCGAUGAACAACGAGCUGUGGACCGUCACUAAGAUUGGUCUGACCGAUAUGUGCAAGAUGGCGGAAGCUGAUGACAUUCGCAAGUACACUGUCUAUGAAGGUCAUCGAACCCGUCACGAUCCUUGGUUUGAGGACUUCAAGGAAUCUCUUAAAGCGAUGACAUUCGAACCAGAAUCAUCAUCUUCUGCACCAUGCCUUAUAGCAAAAGAUGCAAAGAGAAAGCAAGAUCUUGAGAAGCUAAGAGUGAGUUAUGAAGAUCUUCAGAAGGAGCGCGAUUCAUUACUUGCUGAACAAAUCAGCGCUGCUCAGGAAGAAUUUGUUCCUCCUUGCUUGAAAUGCAUUGAACGUGAAUCUGCUAAUUCUUCACCUGAAUGUUCAAAUGAUUCUAAUGUUACAAAUUCUUCAACUGUCUCUGCUAUCACUAAUUCCUCAUCCGAGGACAUUGCUAGUAUCACUGAUGAUGCAGGGUUGAAGGAAUUGUACAUGACAGGCAUGUACAAAAGCCUCAAAGGGCAUCAGACUCUUUGUGAUGUGCUUAAAAAGCAGAUCCUCAACAGGAACCCUAGGAAAGAGGGUAUUGCCUUUGAGAGGAAACUCAACGCUGAUGGUACAUAUUGGAAGCCCGAGCAGUACCCCAAAACCUCAUGGGUUGCUGCAAAGGGACCUCCAGUAGAUCCAUCUAAUCUAUCUGGCUUUACAUGUGAAUCUCCUCAUUCUUCUGAUGAGUCAUUUGACUCCAACUAUAAACUGUUCAAAAAUGAGAAUGGUGAAGUAUUUGCUAGAUAUGUUGGCACUAACUGCAGGAACGGUUCCCCUAUGAAGAAAAUCUGGGUUCCCAAAAAGUGCCUUGAAAGUCUUCACGUGAAUGUCAUCAUGACACCACCUGUGAAGAAUAGGAGCCCCAGAUCAAAUUCUUCAUAUGGACCAAAGUCUUCAUAUGGAUCCAAGUCCUCAUACGGACGAAAUUCCUCACGUGGAUCAAAUUCCUCAAAAGGAUCAAAGUCCUCAUAUGAAUAUCAUCGUGCUAACAACUCUGUUUCGGAGGGAAGAGCUAAGGGCUAUGAAUAUGAGCAUUAUUCUUCUAACCAUUAUGUUCAUAAGUCCUCGAAGAAUUUCUCUGCUUAUUCAUAUGCUUAUCCUAACUCCUAUGUGAAACGAAAUGGAUUGGAUUCUAUGCCACCUUUCUCAUAUGGAGCUCGCAGAGUGAUGAACUCUUUGCCACCCCUUCAGAUG
Triticum aestivum (bread wheat) is the source of this 1311-nucleotide messenger RNA. RefSeq lists its product as uncharacterized. The record is from RefSeq and is a predicted model, not a curated record. NCBI's taxonomy places the organism in Eukaryota, Viridiplantae, Streptophyta, Magnoliopsida, Poales, Poaceae. The annotation marks the transcript as partial. The transcript is spliced from 3 exons.